AUGGAUAGUUCCCCUGAUCUAUCCUUGAAAUUACGUCGCGGCUCGAGCGAUUCGCGUGACAACUUUUACAUGGAUUUCGCGCAAGGCAUUGACUCCGACAUCGAAGAGGUGGAUAACAGCGCUUUGGCCCUCGAACCGCAGCAACCGCCACCGCCACCCUUGCCCAUCGUCGCACCCGAAGAUGUACUUGGCGCCGGUUUUAUACCGCCACCACCGCUGGUUAUGCAGGGACAACCAUUGCCAACACUCACCGAACACGAUGAUCUACCACCAACGCCACCACCACAAGAACAACCCAUCGGCACCGUGCUUGACUCACCGCCUGCAUCGCCAACAUCAUCUGUACUGGAAAUGAUACCACCACCACCACUUUCACCAUCUAUGAUAACACCGCCACCUGUACGCGCAGUGCCAAUGGCACCACCUUCACCACCAAUCGAAACCGAAGACGAAGGUGACGACGCCGAUGUGGAUGAGGAAGAAGAAGAGGAUGAUGAUAAAUCUACACCGCCACCACCACUACCGCCACUCCCAUCAAAUUUUUCUUAUGUACAUGGUAACGGUGGACAUGGUGUGGGCAUACCGGGUGCAGGUGUCGCUACACCACCUAAAUCGCCAUCAACUUCACCAUCUCCACCAGAUACACCACCGCCGUGUCCAAAAAUGUUAUUACCAACGAAGUUGACUUCACCACCGCCACCACCACCACCGAUGCAUUCACCAAUGCCAUUGCCACCGUUGACACCGCCCUCAGAGAGUGAUCAAUCGCAACCGAAUUCACCACCGCCAUUACCGCAGCAUGCACCACUACCACAAUCACCACCACAUUCAACUGGUUCGCCAGCCAGUUCGGCUGGUUCACAACCGCGUUCGUCUGGUUCACAACAACGUGUUGUGCUGGUUUCGCCUCCGCUUUCUAUAGGCUCCCGACCACGUUCCAUGGGUUCGCCGCAAGGCUCGCUUAAUUCGCCACCACAUUCGGUCAGCUCGCAACCGCGUUCAAUUGGUACGCCACCACGUAGUAGGGAGCUUAUACCUGGAGAUGGCCCGGCUACACCGCCACCGGAUUUCGGUGAGCCAAGUGAUGUUAUUGCUGCUGCUCUGGUUGCGGCUAUCGAAGUGAAGUCUUGUGAACUAAUACAAGGUAUAACGCAAGGCACUGCCUACAAUAUGAUUGAUGAAAAUAAAUCCUCAAAUGAAGAUGAGUCUACGACGAUAACCACACCACCAAGUAAUGGUUAUUCUGGUUCCUCAAUGAUUGUGCCACCUGCUGAUCAAUUGGGUGAAUUGGAACAGGAUACCGGCAUGAUGCUAGCUGAUAUACCGCCACCCUUAGGCAUGGAAGAUGAAGAGCCAGACGAUAUUCAGCAAGAAGAAAUGGAAAUCCAUGAAAUGUCACCCAAACUGCCAGUAGAACCCAUGGAAGUUGAUGAAAUAGUGGAAGAAGAGGAAGCCUACAGCGAACGUACACCAAUCUCCGAUCGUCAACCAAGUGAAGAUCACACCACUGCCGACACACCAGCUGACGAGGUGGUCGAGACGCGCGGCACGCCAACAUCACAAGCCACACCACGCAGCACACCGCUGCCAACACCACCAGCUUCCGGUUCGCCGAAGAAAAAACGCAGCAGCGUAAGCAUCAGUGGUGGCAGCGGUUCUGGCAGUCGCGGUCCCAGCCGUAGCGCCAGUCGCAGUGGCAGCCACAGCGGUAGUCAUGGCGGCAGUCGAAAUGCCAGUCGCAGUGGCAGUGUACGUGGUAGCAUUGCGUCACGUGCCGGUAGCAUUGCCGCCGCCUCAGUUGCUUCAGCAGCAGCAUCUAUUGCCUCUGGUUCGCCACACGUGGUUGAAGCAGCAGCCUCGGCGGCUGCGGUGGCUUCACCACAAACUUCUAUCAAAUCGAUACGUAGUCAACCGUCGUCUAUAAAAUCGGCAAAUUCAAAACAUAGCGCCUCACCACCAAUGAUGAAGAGUCCACCGGAGGGCGAUCGUCCACCGGUAAUGCCAUCACCACCAAUGAUGCGCUCUCCGGCACUCGUCAAGAGUCCACCUCUAAUGCAUAGUCCACCGAAGGUGACCAGUCCACCACGUGUGUACAGUCCACCGUUGGUUGGCAGUCCACCAACGCGUAAAACGGAUUCUUCGGAAUUGGAAAAGGAAGCGGAAGCAAAGGCGGUAAAAGCACCGUCAGUGGGCACCUACAGUGACUCGGCAGCCGCGUCUAGUGAAACCUUAGACGCCGCUUCGGUCGUCUCACCCACCAUGGCCGCCGCGCCGCCUGCCGCCGCCGCUGCCACGGCGAGCACAUCGCUCAGCUACCAGGACGAACAACAGCCGCCACAACAUGUGAUGCGUGCACACCUCAGCAGUCAUCAUCACUAUCACCUGCCGCACCAGUUCCAGCAUCCACAUCAUCAAAAUCAUCACACACACGGUGGUGUGCCCGUAGCUACGCCCACAGUGCCCGCCAGCUAUGCUGGCGCACAACAUCUGCUGCACCAUCACCACAAAACGAGUCCCUACAGCAGCAGUGCGAUGGAUGAGGAUAGCAGCGGCAGUGUGAGCGGCAUGAGCGGUCCAACGCCACCAGCCAAACCGCCACACACACAAGAACGUCAUUCGCCGCCAAGCAAUGGCGCCACCGCAGCCACUAUGGCCACUUCUAGUGUCCUGCUGGUCGCAGAUGCCGCUGCUUCAAGUGUUUCGGUGUCGCCGGGACGCUUGGCCAGUCGUUCGGGCUCUCAUCAUCGUGUCACCAUUGAUGAGUCGAAUAUAGCAACGUCGUCAGCGUUGAGCCAUCAACUGGAUGUUAGAGGUGGUGAAGGUGGCGAUGAUGGUGAUGCUGGUGGUAGUGGCGGUGGCGGUGCAGGCGGUUCGGGUCCACCGUCACCCGGUUCAUCGCAUCGCCGUCUCUCCUCGGCGCUUGGUGAUGAUCGACAGACAGGGCAUUUAGCGUUAAUGUAUCAUUCGCAUCAGUUGACCAGCUACCCGGUGUUGCCAGCCAUCAAGCGAACGCAUCGACCGUCAUUCAUAUAUCCACCAAUGCCGCGUGUCAGAGCUGGUGAUGCCUUGGCCACACUCUUCUCCGCAUUGUAUGGCAAAUUAUUGGUGGUAAUGGGCAUCGCAUUUCCAAUGGCUGAAGUCAUAUCGACUUAUAUACCACCUUCCUUCUAUGAGGUUUAUUAUCUUUACUUGUACAUUGGUAGUAUGAUAUUUUUGCUAUUUAUGUAUGCCACGCUAUUAUGGGGACGACCGAAAAUACCAGCGAAUAUAACUUCGCCCAGCAAAUCAACAUCAAAAGCGCGUUCCUCCACCGCCUCGGAGAGCAUGGACGAAUCGGACACGGACAGCAAUUCGAUGCACAACAAACGCAUACCGUCGGUGAUACCCGCCCGAAGGCCCUCGCUAUUGGCACCGCUCGGCCGGCAGCAUCACUACGGAUCCUUCUAUCUGCGUAUGGGCGCAGUGGCUUUUGGCAUUGGCAGCAUGAUCUAUUCGGGCUUGGAGUUCGGUCAGUAUUUCGAAUUGAAUCCGGACACCAAGUGUCAUAAUGUUCUGUUAGCAUUGACGCCGGCGACGCGAAUGGCAUUCAUCUUCAUACAAAUGUACUUUAUAUUCCUUAAUAACGAGCAAAUCAAGGUCUAUCGCUAUAAAAUCAUCGCACGCUUCGGUCUUAUGCAUAUGAUCGGCACCAAUUUGGCAGUUUGGCUAAAUGUGCUGAUACAGGAGACGAAGCACGAAAUAUUGACAUUCUACAACCCGGAAAAUCGCACGCUACGCAUUUCACAUCGCAUACCCGGACAUUCGCGUGGACACGCAAACAUACCGGCGGUAAUACCCACCGAUCCCACAGCACAUUUGCGUAUACCGCGGGGACUCAAGGGUCCUUAUCAAAUUUUCGAAUGUCGACGUACCAAUAUACUCGGCACACUGGUACAAGAUGCCUCACCAUUCCUCUUUCCCUGCACCAUUGAGUAUUCAUUGAUCUGCGCCGCCAUAUUGUAUGUGAUGUGGCGUAGCAUUUCGCGACCGCCAACACCAGCGCCACAACGUCCGGACACGAUCAGUUCGCCGAUGAAGCGUUCACCCCAUCACUAUUCGGUGGAUUGUGCGCGCGCGCACAAGGGUCUCUUCGUUGGCAUACUCAUACUCGUGCUGACCAUCAUUUCGCUCAUUCUCUUCUUCGUGUUGAUCUCGCGACCAGACUUUGUCGCCCUGGCCGUCACCGAGGUGACCAUCUGUGAGCUGCUCAUCUACGGCACAGCGACAAUAGCAACACUCAUCGGCAUGAUACAAAUACGACAUCUGCAAUAUGAUUGGUAUCGCAGCUUCUCGUUGGAUGAUAUUUUGUUGGUCGGUGCGCAGACUGGUUCCUUUUUGUACAAUAUAUUCACAGUGAUCGCCGGACAUUUCACGUUGCGCAGUGAUGAUAUGUUAGUACCGUUGAAUGCGCUCGCCUCCAUUGUGCAAACGGCUUGCCAGACAUUAUUCAUCUUGGAUGCGAGCCGACGACAGGCCAUCACACCGGAGCAUAUACGUAAGAAACCCGGCCGUGAGAUUGUGACAUUUAUGUUGGUCGUGAAUUUGGCGAUGUGGGCGAUCAGCACGUUGGAGAAGUCACGUGCCGAAUCACAUCCGAUACAGUUAAAUUUCUAUGGUCUGUGGGCGUGGACGAUAAUAACGCAUGUGUCCAUGCCAUUGGCAAUAUUCUAUCGCUUUCACUCGACAGUUUGUUUGUGUGAAAUUUGGAAGCGUGCCUAUAAACUGAAACCGGCCUAUAUGUGAGAGUUUGCGCGCGAGCGCAUUGCAAGCAUUGCGCAACAGCAACAAUUCUGUGAAGAUCUCAAAACCAAUUUGUCGUACUGUUAUUGCUCAACAACGCUGGCCGGCGGCGAACUCGAGACCGUCGAAGAGGCGGAGAGUGGCGAGAGCAACGGCUACGAAGAAGAUGACGAGGGUGAGGAUGGUGGCAAUGGUGAUGGUGACGUUGGUGGCGCUGGUACCGAUACGACUACAGCGGUGCUGGAAGGUGGUGGCACCGGCACCGCCGCCACAGAAGAAGAGGAUUUGGACACAACCGAUGGUGAUGAGUUAGAGGCGGCACAACGACCGAAACAAAUGAAAGCAAAUGGUAGUGAAAAGAAGCAGCAGAAGCCGCAGACCAGACAACGACAUGUCAAACUAGUAGACUGUAAGGAUAACGGUAAUGGUAAGGAUAACGGUCAGGAUGGUGGUGUGGGUGGUGGUGGUAAACCUUCCGCAUUUUGUCCGGUUUUCGUGAUAAAUGGUGAAUGAGUUUACGAGGAUUUUGAGUUCAUUGAUGCGGGCAGCGAUCGUGAGCUCACAUUUGUUUAAGGCGGCAUAGACUUUGAGGCGAGUGAGGCGAUGUAAGCAGGACUAAAAUUGUGGUCUGGUGUAUGUCGAGCUCGAUAAUGGUUAGACAUAUAUUUUAUGGAAAGUUUAAGAAGAUUAUUAUUUUAUUUUGCGAGGCAGCCAUAUCUGGAGAUUUAACACACUAGAUUGGAUAGUAAAGUUUAUCAGAAAAUUUACUUCAAAAGUGAUAUAGUUACUCCCCAGAAGUUAUAAAAAGAGCGGUUCAAAAAUUAUCUGCUUUGAGAGAUCAACCACAAACCACCGGUUGUAGGGGCUCAAUAGUUGAAACUGAAGUAACCAACAUAAAAUCUCAACAUUAUUUUAGCUUAACACGACCGGAAGAUUUCCUAGUAUUUAAAGACCGUUUAAACAUUAUGUGGAGGAAAAUUCAAACAUCCUUUAGAUCAUGUUCGAGAAAGUAGAUUCGGAAAAGAGAUUAACAUAAAAUUUCAACUGAAACUUAGGUGGACAAGAUCGAAAAGGUUUUCAUAAAGAAUAAAGAAGAAAAACUUGUCCACAUAAAAUAAGAGAAAUUCAAUUGUAUACUCUCAAAAAUUUAGAAUGUAUAAUAUAUACUUCAUUUGGAGGAUAUAAACGAAUUGGCAAGAUGCUUGGUUGAGAUUCUCGACACAGGUCUUAUGUACACAUUGCUAUUCAAUAAAUGAAGGGCCUUUUUAGCUGUAAGAAAUUCUGUCUUGUUGGUCUGAAACUGAAAUUAAGCCCAGAUGUUUCAACCAAAUAUCAUCUGCGUUAGAGACCGUGUAAUUCUAUACAUAUGUAUGUAUAUCCACAAAUGUAACAUUACUUUAAGGACUUUUCCAGAUCAUUGCGGGCUUUAAAACAAAUUUAGGAUUUUUUGAGAGAUUUUUGCAAUAAAAAGUUAGCAAUGAAAGUAGCGGAUUAAUUGAUAGAGAAAUUUCAACGAAUACUGUAAACAAAAUCAACCAGAUAAACUACGUAGAGACAUAGGCUAUUGGUAGUUCUUUAUCCACAGCAAUAUUAAAAGUGUUCUCUAGGAAGUUACACUUUUAUAAAGAGAAUGAAACUAGUACUAUUUGAAGGUAUUAACCAAAGAAAAAAAAAAAAGAAAAAAAAUUUAAAAAAAAAGAAAGAAAAGAAAGAAAAUCUCAACUGAGUUCAAUAUCACCAAAACACUGCGAAAUCAAAGUAAAAAUGUACGAAAUAGUUCGAAACUAAAUACUACUAGGGAAUAUAUACCAUAUUACAUACAUAUUAGAGAAAAUAGCCAAAGUAUAGAAAAACGAGUUUUAAAUUUAAUAAAUUUUUAGUAAACGAGAGCGAGAUAAAAAAUAAUAACGAUAUUAAUUCAUAAUAAUUCACCGAUGUACGUACCCACCAUAAACCACCAUUUCGAACAAAACUUUCAUUGGCAUGCAAGAAAAACGAACCAAUUAAUUGAAAACGAAUUUCGAAAACGGUAAAAAAUUAAAUGUGUAAAAGAAAAUAAUUUUGAAAAAAAAAAUAAAAAAUUGUUUUGAAAAAAAAAUUGAAAGCCGAAAAGAAGAACCAGCAAAGAACCCACACAUGCAACUACACUCAAUUGAUAACAUGAUAACCGAUAACCUUACAAACGAGUACACACAUACAACCAUAGCUACAUACAUACAAGUAUUUUUCGAUGAAGAAAAUUUAAUUGAUUUUUACAAAAAACCACAAAAACAAAAUAUAAAGUGAUGCAAUAUUUUCUUUCAACUUUACCUAUAACAAAGAUCGAAGCAACAAUAUACAUACAUAUACCUAUAAAUGCAUAAAAAAUUUACUCUUAACCUCAAGAGGACAUAUUUUGCUUAAUAGUGAAAUACCGUAAGACGUAUGUAAACAGUUAUAUCUUGUUCUAACUGAUGAUAGUCAUAAUAAUUGCUAUAUAACAAUGUAUUCUACAAACACAUAUACAUAUAUAUAUAAGUCAGUAUAAUUGAUAAAUCAAUGAGCAAGAAAAUAUUGUAAACAUAUACAUACAUACAUAUAGAUUGAAAAAUAUAUUUUGAUUGAAAGCAAACAUAACCUUUAAAAGUUCUAGCGAAUAUGAUGGAAAAUGAUGUGUAUGUAGUUGCAUUCAUCGAUACUAUUUGUAUAGACUGAUUGUGUGUUCACUGCAAAUAACUUUAGUUCAAAAGUAGAAAAACUUAAAUUUCAAUACUGAAACGAGUAAUGUUAUAUAGAACAAAAACCGAAGAGCGUAGUUCAUAGCGUAGAGACCUAUUUCACGAAAUUAAAUUACUAAAAAUCGGCAUCAUUUGGUUGCGUGUAUUAUGGACACUUUUAACUGCUUUCAGGUGUAUUCAAAUUUUAUGAUAAAUAUUGUUGUGAAUACCCGAAGUAAGAGUAAAGCCUUUAGUUAAGAACACAUUUAUAACAAAGAACAUGUACCACUGCUUUCAACUAUUUGUUCUCCCUGGAAUAUUACAACUCCAAACAAAUAGUUAUUUGCUGCUUUUGAGGGUUCUGAUCCCUUCAUGGAGGGAUACAGUCAAAAAAUUUUUCAAUAUUACAGCUAAGAGGUGGUCAAGAGGAGGUUUAAGAGACAUUUUAAUUAAAAAAUUUAUAAAAUUUAAAGUACUUUAAUAAUCGGCAAUUAAUUUUGAAAAGAUUUAGAAUCUCUUGAUACCUUAGCCGGUAGCCAGGAGCAUCGCACAGAAAGAUGUCUGGCGGUAAGAAAGAUUUUUCUGGUUCAAACUAUUUCAAAUUGAAAAAAUAUGCUAUAAUAGCUGAGUAAAGUUAAUGAUCGAAGAACUUGACAAAAUUUUGAUUUUUGGCAAAAUGGCGGCUUUCAAAAAAAAUUGUUUUUCGAGGAAAAAUUUCCACUCCGGAAUGGCUUAAAAGGAAACUUUUAUCAAAAAUCGUAUCACUUCCAUCAUUACUGACAAAUAUAUCUAUAAAAAAUCAUGUCAAAAAUUCAAAUCGGCCGGCGAAAAU
Messenger RNA from Bactrocera latifrons, 8307 nucleotides. It is a transcript of the gene OtopLc, whose product is annotated as protein PRRC2A. The record is from RefSeq and is a predicted model, not a curated record. NCBI's taxonomy places the organism in Eukaryota, Metazoa, Arthropoda, Insecta, Diptera, Tephritidae. Gene Ontology annotation, cellular component: membrane. The transcript has 7 exons. Gene Ontology annotation, molecular function: proton channel activity. Bases 1 to 4782 code for a protein of 1593 amino acids. Gene Ontology annotation, biological process: proton transmembrane transport.